AUGACUGCAGCGCCUGUGGAGGGGGCGCACGCCUUGGUCGGAGAGGUCGCGGAGCAGCUCCGCGACCUUAAGCGUCGUGUCAACUUUGUUGACAACGACGUUCAUCAGGCUCGUGACCUGGCAGCGGAAGCGGAUAGUCGCUCACUGGUGACUGAGACUAUUGUCGCCGGCUUUGCUUGA
This is a messenger RNA of Peronospora matthiolae, 180 nucleotides long. The record is from the annotation of a GenBank genome assembly. NCBI's taxonomy places the organism in Eukaryota, Oomycota, Peronosporomycetes, Peronosporales, Peronosporaceae.